UCUGGGCCAGGCUGGAGCUGCACGGAGCAGCAGAGGCGUUCUUCCAAGGUAAUGAUUAAGCUAAGCGUCUGGCAAGGGCGUAGGCAGCAGAGCCGGGAAGGUGAGCCCUAUUCACACCUCAACCAGGUGGUGGUGGCCAAGACUGGUUUGGAAGGCAGGGCCCCAGGGCACGGGGGCCCAGAGCCGACAGCCACAGCCUCCCCCUGCACACGGGCAUCAAGGAGCAUCUCAGGCCGGAGUCUCUGCUGCCUGCCCUACUGGGACCCUGCCCUCAACCCUGGCACCAUGAAGCUGCAAAAGUUCUGGACUGGUCUGGAAUACACCUGCCGGCUCCUGGGCAUCACCACCGCUGCAGUGUUGAUCGGCGUGGGCACUGAGACCUUCCUCCAGGGGCAGUUCAAAAGCCUGGCUUUCUAUUUGCUGUUCAUAGGCACUGCCGUCUCCGUGUGUGAAGGGGCGUACUUUGUGGCUCAGCUGCUGGCCAUCUGCUUCCAGUGUCAACCAGAGUCCCUGGCCUACAGAGCAAGGGAGAAAGCCUGCUGGUUGGGCUGCUUCCAGAAGUUCCUGGCGUACAUGCUGCUGUCUGUGGCCUGCUUUCUCCAUCCCGUCCUGGUCUGGCACGUGACCAUCCCAGGUUCCAUGCUCAUCAUCACUGGCCUGGCCUACUUCCUGCUGAGCAAGCGGAAGAAAAGCAAGACCUCCCCAGAGGUGCUGGCCUCCCCUGAGCAGUACACGGACCCCUCCAGCAGUGCCGUGAGCACCACUGGCUCUGGGGACACCGAGCAAACCUACACCUUCCACGGGGCCUUCAAGGAUGGGCCCGGCUCCCUCUUCGUCCACAUGAAGAGCAUCCUGAAGGGGGCCAAGAAACCCGGUGCCCUCCAGUGCCCAGACACCCUGACGGGGCUGACCUUGGAGCCAGCUGACUCGCUGGUCAAGAAGAAGCAGGUGCACUUUGAGGACAGUACGGUCAGAAUCAUCCCGUCUCUCACUGAAGACCUGGAUGAUGGGGACAGCGAGCCGGAGGAAACCACCUCUGACACCACCCCUAUCAUCCCUCCCCCACAAGCCCCUAUUUUCCUGUCUUCUCUCGCAGACACCAGCCUGUUCUGAGUUGCUCCUUCCAGCCUGAGGGACACUCAGCAAGGGGUCUGCAGAGAUUGAUGGCCCUGCCUGGAGUUUUCUGAUACCUGAGGGACCCCCCAGGAGCUGGGGGUCGUCACAGAUCAGGGCUUCAAGGCGUGACCAGACUUCCCCACGGUAGUUAGGCUUCUGGGACCAUCAAGGGGUGUGGCAGAUCCUGUAGAUCCUUGAGGAAGGCGCAAAUGAAGCUUGCGCUGCCUCAAGCCAGCACAGGUUCCUCCUUCCUGGACACAGAGUGGGGAAAUCCUGGUGCUUUCACCGAAAGAGACCAUCAGUCCCGCUUCACAUAAGGCUGCUUCGGCACCGGAAGCCAGUGGGCUUCUCUUCUCCGGACACGAGGACCCAGCACUCAGCAAGGACUCAUCAUCCAUCCCAUCUCUGAUGCAACAACCCAGCUCUGAACAACCCCACGGGAGUGUUGGUUAUGAGCAGAUCCAGGGCAGGUGUUGGAGGUAGCCCUAGAUCCCAACCCCC
Lontra canadensis (Northern American river otter) is the source of this 1617-nucleotide messenger RNA. RefSeq names its product transmembrane protein 72 (gene TMEM72). NCBI's taxonomy places the organism in Eukaryota, Metazoa, Chordata, Mammalia, Carnivora, Mustelidae. Bases 52 to 1113 code for a protein of 353 amino acids. The record is from RefSeq and is a predicted model, not a curated record. The transcript has 5 exons.